UGUCUGAUGUUUGCGAACAUCGGAAUUGUAGUGUGUACUGUGUAACGUGUUUGACUGUUUGUAAUGGAUGUCAGACGUGAUACUUGUUGUAGUGUGGGCAAUCGCCGUAGAAGAGACUCGUGGGCUUCGUCGUGUAGUGAACGAAGUGAAGAUGAAGACCGUAGGGAUCAAGGAGUUGCGAUGACUAUUGUGACUCUAAAUGCUAUUUUGGACGAUAAUAAUCGUAUGUUUGAAUUUCUGAGGAGUUUUGGUGUUCUUGGUGAUAAAUAUAUAUGUGCUAAAUGCCGGAAGCUCAUGUCCUGUGCUAAAGUCCCACCAAAAAGAUGCAGAGAUCUGCUUAUGUGGCGAUGCCGAAAAGACGACGUAUGGAGGUCCGUUCGCAAAGGGACAUGGUUUGAAACUGCGAGGCUUAGCAUUAGAACUAUUGUUUUGAUGUCGUACUGUUUUUGUAUGCGCAAGUCUGUUGUAUCUACAAGUCGCAUGACAGGUUUGAGCGAGAGAUCAGUCGGAGACUGGUUUUUGUCAUGUAGGGAAAUUUGUUCAGCGUUGUUGAAGAAGAGAGGGAAGAUUGGUGGCCCAGGUGUUGUGGUUGAGAUGGGCGAAUCGUGUUUCGGAGUUGCUGAGAAUCGUAAAGGAAAGUGGUUACCAGAACUUUGGGUUUGGGGAGCAGUCGUUUGUGGGAAAGAACGUGGGGACCUGGUUUUGAAAAUAGUUGAUAAGAGGGAUGCAAGGACUUUGCAACGCCUUCUUGAAGAACAUGUCGAGGACGGGACUGUGAUAUGUUCAGAUACGUGGAAGAGUUAUGAGGAUGAAGGGGCAGUGGACCUGCAGACUUUUGCAGACGAUCACAAUUACCAAUUUCAUAAUAAAGUGAUUGGUACCAUGGAGCAAUGUUGGGAGGAAGUAAAGAGAGUUUUGGGGAGAGGGAAGAGACGGCGCAGCGGUUUGCAAAGUCAUUUGGAUGAAUACGUUUGGAGGGAAAGUGUAUUUGGAAACGGGUGCGUGUUUCAUUCUUUUAUGCGAGGUGUGGGAACAGUUUAUGUACCGUGUGUAGAGGACCCUACGCCUGUAACAGAACAUCCUAAACUUUCAGCCAGAGCCAUGACGACAGCAGAAGGGAAAGGAUGCCCUACACAGUCAUCAGAGGAUCCGUCCUCGCCAAUGGCAGCCCGAGACUCUACACCAGUAACAGUCGAGCGAUACCCGUCACUGUCAGCAAUAGGUCCAUCUUCAACAGUAGCACCUGCAAUGAACUUUACAGUGCAGCCAAAGGAAACACCUACGAAGCGCAGAAAAUGUGUCGUAUGAGAGUAUUUUUGGUAACCCAAAUCCUAUCGGAGAGGAGGAGUUGGGGAUAUAAUGUUUUUCUUUUAUUCAUCUGUCAGGUAUGGAAUACCUCAACGAAGACUUUAGAAGCUGUUGUUUUGAAACUUUCUAUUUGUGAUGGCGCUUUUCUCGUUUGCACUGCCAGUUUUUCUACACGACAUUGAUGUAAAGGCUAUGGGUAACCUUGUGUGUUUCAUAUUGCACACCACCUCAAGAGUUAAAAAAAUUCUACCGUCGAAGAGGUGUGCAGAUUGGUGGCUCCACAGUAAACUGCCGGACUUUGGAUGCGAAGGUCUCAGGUUUGCUCCGUAGUCAUUUGUAAGAUUUUUAUCAGUAAUUUGUCACAUUUCUCACCUCUGGCUUUGUUGAAAAUGUGGGAUUGCACAGUGCUUUGUUCUGCACCGAAUUGUAGGUCCCGAUUUGUAAAAACUGUCUAGACGCGUCAAUUUAGAGGUGGGAGCGAGGUGAGGCCGUACCUCGUGUGGCGGGAUCCCACCCGGCAGAUGAACGCAGCACUGUCUGCUGUUUGAAACUACCCUCUGGCUGAUGGCAGCUUUAUCUCUCAGUAGGUGAGGUUUGUGAGGAAUUUGUGGUGGCUUUUUAAAUUCUUAUAUUCUUGCUGUGUAUUGCACAGUAGUGAACUAAAAAGUUACCACAAAGUUCGAAGCCUUUCCUUCUUUUGCAGGCCAGUGGUGCAUUUGGGAAAAUUGUAUUACAUCACAUUUGGGUUGCCACACUUUGUGUUGUCCAAAUGUUACCAGACAGUUGUGAAUACAUUUACUUGCACAGUGCAGUAAACACCUCGCAUUUCAUUUUUGUAUCUGCUACCGCAAUUCCCAGGACCACACUGUCUUAUUUCCUGCGACGUUUGACUAUAGGUGGAUCGAUGCCACCUUUAUAUUCAGUCGUUUAGAUGCUGAGACCUUAAUGUCGGACACUGACGGGUGUGUUUCCCUUUGUUUGCGGAAUACGGAACUCGAUUCUAGCACAGUUUAAUGGGUGCUGUUGUUGACACAACUGUAGUCACAGUGUAGGUGUAAUAUAGAGCAACUAUUUUCGAAUAAUUUUUGGAAAUUUGAGUAAUUUUGGCUUACGUAAAUUUGUCUGUUGCAGGUUACCUCACUUCACCGUCAUCUGAGUGUCAGUAAUACGGAGUACCAGCUAUAAUAGCCGAGCCAGAGAGCGCAGUGUGAUACCACCGAAUACCAGAUUUGUGAAAGGAUACCAGUUCGACCCAAUCGAGUUUAAAACUGUGACAAAACACUGGACAAUACCACUAUCUACAACUGCCAAACAGUUUGGUCCGUGGGCCGCUGCAGAUAAAGUAAAAACUUGGAAGUGUCUCACGUUGUGCCUCUUGAAAAGUGGGUAACAAUUUUUGCUUCAGAAGAAAAGAGCCUGGAGCUACACGUAUGGAUCAAAUCUUGAGGAAAAUGUAAAAAUGAUAAAUUGUAAACAGUGUAAAUUUUAAUUUACACUCGUCAGAAUAAAGUACUGAUAUA
Messenger RNA from Schistocerca americana (American grasshopper), 2828 nucleotides. RefSeq lists its product as uncharacterized. The coding region runs from base 64 to 1308 and encodes 414 amino acids. NCBI's taxonomy places the organism in Eukaryota, Metazoa, Arthropoda, Insecta, Orthoptera, Acrididae. The transcript has 3 exons. The record is from RefSeq and is a predicted model, not a curated record.